AUGUCGGCAGCCUGUCUAGCCUGCAAGACGCAGCAUCUCAAGUGCAUCUGGGGAGAAGGCGAACAAUCUCGGGCCUGUCUCCGGUGCGCUUCGACAGGCAAAGUCUGCUCGACAGCGCCCGCUUUUCGCUUCAAGCAUUCAACCGAGUCACCCAAGGAGGAUCAGACAUGGGUCCAGUGUCCGCGGCGGUUACGGUUUGUGGACGAGACGCAAGAUGUUGAGGCUCAGUAUUUGUCCGAGAGUCCGUGGCAGAUUGGCCAUCAAGAGAUGUCUCUUGGUGACUCGCCGGCGGAUCUCGAUCCAAGUACAAGCCAGUUCGAGGCCGACGUUGAUGCGGAGCUCGUGAAUAGUUCGAGAGAGUUACGUUUGACCCCUGCAGCCGUCUCACAUAACGUUCCAGGACAUGGAGUCGACUGUAGUUUCACAACAGUCCCAAAGAGUUCUUUGCUGGGACUGGCCAACAUCGAGGCUGGUGACGUCUUUCCACUUACCAAACCUCAUGAAGUCCGGUUGAUGGAGUAUUACCGGGACUACAUGUGCACCUGGUUUGAUCUCUGCGACUGUAGGCGCCACUUUGCUAUUGUCGUUCCUUCACGCGCCGCAACUUGCCCAACUCUUCUCAACGCCAUCUUUGCCCUUUCUUCUCGACAUCUCAGUCUUACCGCGCAAUACGAUCCCUAUGCCGCCGACAGGUACCACCAAGAAUGCCUCAAACAUCUGACGACCGUCUCGAGCGAUUCUUCAGCGUUGACAAACGACGACUUGUUGGCCGCGACAAUACUCUUGCGGACCCUUGAAGAACUCGAUGUUCCCCUGAUUGGCACAGACCACGAAGGCCACCUCCUAGGAAUUCAGCUGUUCAUGAACACGCCCAAUACAUCUACGUAUCCAAGCAGUCUUCGCCAAGCUUCGUUCUGGAUUGGACUUAGACAAGAGAUUUACAUGAGCUUUGUCGGCCAGAGACCCGUCAAGAUCAAGCUCGACCACCUAUUCAUCGACCGAUCAUUCUCUCCCGCGGAUGACGAUACGUGGGCAAAUCGCAUCAUCAUUCAUUGCGCAGAGGUCAUAAACUACUGUUUUGGCGUUGGUGGGCGUAAUAAGAACGAGUAUCAGGACUUGAUCGAUUACGAUCAGGCUUGGUUGCGGGCUCGACCAGUGUCAUGGCUGCCAAUAGCCUAUAGCGAACCCAAUGAGAGUAUGGGCGAGGUGUUUCCAUACAUCGCAUACCUCAACCAUGCUGUCGUAAUUGGCCUUGUACACAGUAUCUUUGCGAGGAUUCUGCUCAUGUGUCACGAUGACAGAGCACCACGAAUCGGGCCAUCCGCUCGACAAGCUCGGAAGAGGAUCGAUGAUGACAUUCGGACACAAGUCCGAGAGCUCUGUGGUACUGCUCUGUCCAACAAGGCUACCCGGCCCGCAAUGUUUACUGCGUGCAUGGGGAUUACAGCGUGUGGGGAUCGAUUCACUACAGCGAAGGAUCAGAGGGCGCUGUUGGACGUGUUGAUCUUGGCCGAGGCUGAGCACUCGUGGCCCACUGCCGCGGCACAGGCACACUUGAAGAAAGCCUGGGGGUGGGAUGCUGCAGCGGAUUCAUGA
Messenger RNA from Fusarium keratoplasticum, 1596 nucleotides. RefSeq lists its product as uncharacterized. Lineage: Eukaryota; Fungi; Ascomycota; Sordariomycetes; Hypocreales; Nectriaceae. Gene Ontology annotation, cellular component: nucleus. The transcript has 7 exons. Gene Ontology annotation, molecular function: zinc ion binding; transcription cis-regulatory region binding; DNA-binding transcription factor activity, RNA polymerase II-specific. The record is from RefSeq and is a predicted model, not a curated record. The coding region runs from base 1 to 1596 and encodes 531 amino acids. Gene Ontology annotation, biological process: positive regulation of transcription by RNA polymerase II.